Messenger RNA from Nelumbo nucifera (sacred lotus), 1022 nucleotides. RefSeq lists its product as uncharacterized. The record is from RefSeq and is a predicted model, not a curated record. Lineage: Eukaryota; Viridiplantae; Streptophyta; Magnoliopsida; Proteales; Nelumbonaceae. Gene Ontology annotation, cellular component: membrane; EMC complex. Gene Ontology annotation, biological process: protein folding in endoplasmic reticulum.
GCCUGUCAAUAGAGAGCAGUCUGCACUCCACCUCAGCGUUGGAGUUGGAGGAAACACGAUUUCAGAAGACAACAUCAAAAUAAGAAACAGGGCGAAGAUCUGGGCGAUUCGUUUUUGAUUUCCAGUACGAGUUAGAGCUCGAGCUACUCCAAUGGCGGAAGAUCUAGUCCUAGACACGGCAAUUAGAGACUGGGUUCUGAUCCCUCUCUCUGUCGUCAUGGUUCUUAUUGGAAUUCUUCGGUACUUCGUCUCCAAGUUAAUGCGAUCUUAUCAAUUGCCCGACGCCAAGGUCGUCAAAGAAGGACAGGUUGUUAUUAGGGCCAGGAAUUUACGGGCGGCUGCAAAUUUUAUUCCCCUGAAGUCGUUUCGUGCUAGAAGGACGUAUUUCAGUAAUGAGGAGAAUGGGUUGCUGCAUGUCCCUAAGGGCCAGGCUCAAAAUGCACAAGCACAAAUGUUCUCUGAUCCCAACAUGGCCAUGGAUAUGAUGAAGAAAAACCUCUCUAUGAUAAUACCCCAGACUCUUACUUUUGCGUGGGUCAAUUUUUUCUUCUCUGGUUUUGUCGCAGCAAAGAUACCCUUUCCACUGACUCAAAGGUUUAGAUCAAUGUUACAAAAUGGAAUUGACUUGAGCACAGUUGAUGUUAGCUAUGUGAGCAGCCGUUCAUGGUAUUUUCUCAAUCUAUUUGGACUAAGGGGUCUAUUUAGCCUCAUUCUAGGAGAAGAAAAUGCUACAGAUGACACACAGCGAAUGAUGCAAAUGAGUGGGUUUGGAUUUGAUCCUACAAGGAGCUUGAGUGCAGAGAAAGACAGUCUUGACAUAGUUCAACAUGAGUGGGCCCUGCCAAAAUUUGAGCAGCGUGCUGAAGCAGUCUUGAGAAGACUUGUAAGAUGAGUUUUGUACUAGAGCCACAAAUUUUCCUCCGCAGAUACUGGUGGUUCACUGGUUUAAUCUACUUUCUUUGUGCAUUUUUUGUGGUUAAAUUCCACGGUAAUUGAUGAAUCUUUUUACAUUUUUGGAACUA